AUGUCCGAAACAACAACAAAUCAAAGAACCGACGAGCUGCGGCAAGAAUUGCGCGAGACGUCGUGGAUCGAGAGAAAAUAUCACCGGAGUUUGGAACUGAAUAAGAAUCGGCCAGCUCUUGGCGAAUCAAUUCCGAACGAAUGUUACACUGAAGAAUUUGUCAAAUCCAAGGCCCAAAUUCUUAAGAAAAAACCAUUGCGGCUAAAAGAAUACCAACAUCUUCAAAAUGCGUUUUUACAGAGCGAAGAAAACAUAAAUGCCUUUCUCAGCGUCGAUAAUGCCCUGCAUGCGCUUGUUCGUGAACUGUCUGGGUGCAAUCCAGACCUGCAGCUUGCUGCGGCAAAUUGUUACUGCAAUCUCGCUCUCGGUAAUAGUAAAGCUUGCAAUGUGUUGGCUAAGGCAGCUGGCCCUUACUUGCUUGCAACGUUGGACAGCCUAAACUACAAUCUUAUGGAUAUAUGCAUAUGGACAAUUGGAAAUUUAGCCGCUGGAAGCGAGAAGGCCUUCGAAAUAGUUUAUGCUCAGGGCUGCUUGAGGCUUUUGAUUUCGCUGUUACGAGAAUGCGAUCUCACCUUGCUGCCCUCUGUCAUUUACGCAACAAUGCAUUGUGUUUAUGCUGGCUAUGAGCACAUUCAAGAUUCUGAAAUUGUUCAUGUAACAAAAGCAAUUGUUUGUCGACAAAGUCAUUAUCAUGAUCCAAAUACACUUUGGUUACUAGCAAUAUUGUCAUCAAAAAGUACAUGCGUCGAACAUAUUUUAAUACUACUUUCAUCUCUUAUUGAAUAUCUACACAAUGCUACCAAGUCUGAGUUUUCUGAUGUUGUUCAAGUGACAGCCGUUGUUAGAAUUCUAGCAAAUGUUAUUUGCGAGGCCACGGGAGAAGCUGUUGAUGCUUUAUUCAAUAACCCAAAGCAUACUGAGACGGAAACACAGCUUCUUUUGAAUAAAUUGUUGAUGCAACCUCACCUGCAUUUGCAAAAAGAAACACUUUGGCUUAUAGGAAAUCUUUAUAAUCAUCCUUCGCUGCGACAUCGUGAACAGGCGCGGAGUUUAAUAUGUACCUUGUCAUCAUUACGGCAAGCUGCAUUGUCCACAGGAGCAUCGUUAUAACUUACCCAACUUAUCAACUAACAACAGGAUUGAAUAAACCAUGAAGUUUUUAAUUCUUUUCUACCCUUUUACACUUUUGUAAAAGAAAACGUAGAUUUUUUAUUAGAAAUAAAUUGUUAUGUUUAA
Molecule: messenger RNA, 1236 nt
Organism: Neodiprion fabricii
Lineage: Eukaryota; Metazoa; Arthropoda; Insecta; Hymenoptera; Diprionidae
Product: importin subunit alpha-2
Exons: 6
Coding region: 1-1110 (369 amino acids)
Source: RefSeq, a predicted model, not a curated record